This is a messenger RNA of Mauremys reevesii (Reeves's turtle), 1551 nucleotides long. RefSeq names its product zinc finger protein RFP-like. The record is from RefSeq and is a predicted model, not a curated record. NCBI's taxonomy places the organism in Eukaryota, Metazoa, Chordata, Testudines, Geoemydidae. Gene Ontology annotation, molecular function: protein binding; zinc ion binding. The coding region runs from base 115 to 1551 and encodes 478 amino acids. The transcript is spliced from 8 exons.
CUGUGCAACAGAGAAAUCUCAAGCCAAACAGGCAGCUGGUGAAAGACACAGAAACAGCCAAACAGCUGAGUUUAGAGGCAGCAAAGGAAUCAGUGGAGCUGUUCCUGGGAAGCCAUGGCUGCUGCGAAUCCAGCACAAGCUCUCCAGGAUGAAGUGACCUGUCCCAUCUGUCUGGAGUAUUUUAAAGAUCCGGUGUCUCUAGACUGUGAUCACAAUUUCUGCCGAGCCUGCAUCACCCAGUGCUGGGAGGGAUUCGAUACAGACAUCUCCUGCCCUCAGUGCAGAGAGAUCUUUCCCCAGAGGAACCUCCGGCUGAACAGGCAGCUCAGGAAUAUUGUGGAAGCAGCCAGAGAACUCAGGAUGCAGACAGUGAAGGAACCAGAACCAGAGAGACUGUGUGAGAAACACAAGGAGCCUCUAAAACUGUUCUGCAAAGAGGACGAAAUCCCCAUCUGUCUGGUGUGUGACAGAUCCAAGGAGCACAGAGAUCACACCGUCAUUCCUGCAGAGGAAGCUGCUGAAGAAUUCCAGGAAAAGAUUCAGGCCUAUUUGCAGACUCUGAGGGAAGAGAGAGAAAAGCUGCUGGGAUGUAAAGUGAGUGUACAAAUGAGAAGCCAGGAAUAUCUGAGAAAGACACGAACGGAGAGACAGAAGAUUGUGUCUGAAUUUCAGCAACUGCGGCAGUUCCUGGAGGAACAAGAGCGACUCCUGCUGGGCCAGCUGGCAGAGCUGAACGAGGCGAUUGUGAAAAACGAGGCGAUACAGAAUGAAAAUAUCACCAAACUCUCGGAGGAGAUUUCCCGUCUCAGUGAGCUGAUCAGUGAGAUGGAAGGGAAGUGUCAGAAGCCAGCCAGUGAAUUCCUGCAGGAUGUCAGAAGUACCUUGAGCAGGUGUGAGAAGGGGAAGUUCCAACAGCCAGAGGAGAUUUCUGCUGAACUGGAAGAGCGAGUCAGUGAUUUCUCCCAGAAAACUAUUGCGCUACUGGAGACUGUGAGGAAGUUCAAAGACACUCUGCCGUCUGCACUGGAGACAAAAAGAGUGAACGUGACUCUGGAUCCAGACACGGUUCAUCCCCAACUCAUCCUGUCUGAGGAUUGGAAAAGUGUGAGAUGGGAAGAAAGACAGCAGGAUCUGCCUGACAGUCCUGAAAGAUUUGACAGUGAGCCCUGUGUGCUGGGCUGUGAGGGAUUCACCUCGGGGAGACAUUGCUGGGAGGUAGAGGUGGGUGGUGGGGGAGGUUGGUUUGUGGGGGUGGCCAGAGAGUCUGUGAGGAGGAAGGGACAGAUCAGCCCUGAGGAUGGGAUCUGUGCUGUGGGGUAUGUCUUGGAUCAGUUCUGGGCUCUCACCACCCCUGCGACCCCCCUGCCCCUGAGCCGGGUCCCUAGCAGGAUCCGGGUUUGUCUGGACUGUGACCGGGGGCAGGUGACAUUUAUCAAUGCUGGUGACAAGGCCCCGAUCUUCACUUUCCCACCAGGCUCCGUCCCUGGGAAGAGAAUCCGACCCUGGCUCUGGGUGCUGGGGGUAGGAUCCCGGCUCCGCCUGUGUCCCUAG